Lolium rigidum is the source of this 1524-nucleotide messenger RNA. Its product is annotated as F-box/FBD/LRR-repeat protein At1g13570-like. Lineage: Eukaryota; Viridiplantae; Streptophyta; Magnoliopsida; Poales; Poaceae. The record is from RefSeq and is a predicted model, not a curated record. Gene Ontology annotation, molecular function: protein binding. Bases 1 to 1488 code for a protein of 495 amino acids. The transcript is spliced from 3 exons.
AUGGAGACUGAGGCGCGCUGUCCGAGUCUCAAGAAGAGGAAGCUAGCGGCGCCCAAGAGCCACGGAGUGCCGCCGGCACCGGAGGCUACGGGGGCGCCCGGUUCCGAGCCGCAUCCCCCCGCCCACGAUCAGCAACCGCCGCCCGGAGACGCCGCCGACCGCAUCAGCGACCUCGCCGACGCGAUACUCGGCGAGAUCGUCUCGCUCCUCCCCACCAAGCAAGCCGUGCGCACCCAGAUCCUCUCACCGCGGUGGCGCCACAUCUGGAGCUCCGCGCCUCUCAACCUCGACUGCGAGGGUCUCCUCCCCGCCGACGCCGACGAGGACGUCCUCGCCGGCCUUGUUUCCAACAUCGUUUCCGUCCACCCGGGCCCCGGCCGCCGCUUCUGCGUUCCCUCCUGCUUCCUCCGCGACCGAGCGGCCGCGGUCGACGCCUGGCUCCGGUCCCCCGCCCUGGACAGCCUCCAGGAGCUUGAGUUCUGGUUCAAGUCGUACUACAGGCCGCAGCCGCUGCAGCAGCCGCCGCCGUCGUCCACGUUCCGCUUCCCAGCCACUCUCCGUGUUCUCACCGUCGGAAAUUGCAACCUCCCGGGCAGCACCGUGCAAGAGCUUCAGUUCCCCCUGCUUAAGCAUCUCGGGCUUGAGCUUGUCAGCAUCUCAGAGUGCACGCUGCAUGGCCUGAUCAACGCUUGCCCCGCUCUGGAGUGCUUGCUGAUUAGCCACGGAUUCGGCUUUCGCUGCCUCAAGAUCAACUCCCUUACCCUCAGAAGCGUCUGUGUCAAAAACUAUCGGUUGUGCAAUGACCAGUUGCAGGAACUCAUUGUCGAGAAUGCCCCUUGUCUUCAGAGGCUGCUCCAUGAUGAUUUCGACUAUGGUCUGCAUGUAUCGGUAGUCUCCGCGCCUAAACUGGAGACCUUAGGCUGCCUCUCUGAUGGGUUUUACAUCUCCGGACAGGAUGACCUCUCCAGAAUUGUGUUUGGCUCCACUGUUAUUCAGGGAUUGCGUGUUGAUAAACUGACAACGGUGGUGCACACUGUCAAGAUAUUAUUUGUUACUAUGAAGACACUUAGUCUGGAUUCAGUUAUUGGGUUGAUGAGAUGCUUUCCGUCCUUGGAGAAGGUGUACAUUGAGCCAUACACAAGAAAGGAGAAUAAUGAGUGGCGUCGGAAACACUGGAGUCUCAUCACAUGUCUUGACAUCCGCCUGAAGGAAAUAGUACUUGAUCCAUAUCUAGGCACCAAGUCUAACAUUAACUUCGCCUCGUUAUUUGUAAUGAAAGCUAGAGUGCUAGAGUUAAUGACCUUUAUGCUUGAACCCAGGGAUUACAAUGGCAAGUUCUUGGCGGAACAACGUAGGAAGCUUCAGUUAGAGAAGAGGGCUUCACGAGGUGCCCAGUUUCACUUUACAACUGAUAGAUCUGUCCGUCGUGUUAGCGAUAUGCAUCAUGUCCGUGAUUUAGAUUUAAUUGAUCCAUUUGUAUGUUGUUGAUGUUGAAACCGGCAUUGGUUUAUUCUUCCCUAUUGA